CACGGCAUCCAAACGUUCCAUCACGGUCUUUACCCUUUUUCUCCCCACGUGAACUUCCUUCAUCACUCCUUGUGAUCAUGGCUGCUUGUCCUCACAUCUCCUCGGCCAAUCUCUCUCCACCGAAACCCACCGAUUCCGUCUACCGUGAAGACUGCACCCUUUGCUUCGACAGCAUCGACGAUGCCGCUGGUCUCGAUGUCUGCCUCCAUUGUUUCAACGGCGGCUGUGCCGGCGAGAGAAUCCAUUCCAGACUGCACGCCCAACAAGCAAAUCACCCUCUCGCACUCAACAUCAAGCGCACUCGCAGGCGGAAAGAGCGAGAUGAGGGCCAGCCGCCGGAGAAGAUGACCAAGCUGGCCAUCCAGGCCGAAACGGACGAGGAUCGUUACAUCACUCACACAACUGUACGCUGUCUGGAAUGCGGAGUCGAUGACAUCAAACAGGAUGGCAAGCUGGCCCAGGUGGUGGAAGGUGUGCUCAAGGCGAACACAUUCGCGCGAGAGGCGGAGGUCCAAGCGUGGGAGCAAGAGAUGAUUCCCUGCGAGCACACUCUAUGCCUUGAGCAAGAGCCAGGAAGGCCUAUACCCUCCGGAGAUCUUGGUCACUGUCGGGAGUGUGACCUGAAAGAGAACCUGUGGCUGUGUCUGACGUGCGGGAAUCUGGGAUGCGGGAGGAAGGUGUUUAUGGGGAUGGGACCGCCUGGUAACAACCAUCAAGUUGAACACAACAAGGCUACAGGUCACCCAGUGGCCGUCAAGCUGGGCUCGUUGACCGCCGAGGGCAACGCGGACAUUCACUGCUAUGCGUGUGAUGAAGAGCGGACAGAUCCCGAACUGGUUGCUCACCUCGCGAACUGGGGCAUCGACAUUGCCAGCAGAACCAAGACCGAGAAGAGCGUGGUCGAAAUGCAGCUGGAGCACAAUUUGAGUUACGACUUCAGCAUGACAACGGCAGACGGCAAAGAGUUGAAGGCCUUGUUCGGGCCGGGUCUGACGGGACUGAAGAACCUAGGUAACAGCUGCUAUCUGGCAUCAGUCUUGCAGUCCUUAUUCUCCAUGCCGGAGUUCGCACACCGCUACUACCGACCGGACGAGGCCAUACCGCCCCUUGCAAAACCCGCGGAUGAUCUGGAGGUGCAGCUCCGCAAAGUGGCAGAUGGCCUGCUCUCUGGCCGAUACAGCGUCCCGGAUAAAGACCUACUGCAUUCCCCGGACGGCUCCGAACAGCCUCACCAGAGAGGGUUGGCGCCUGCAAUGCUAAAACAUCUCAUUGGCAAAGGCCAUGCCGAAUUCAGCACGAUGCGACAGCAAGAUGGCUUUGAGUUGCUACUGCACCUUCUGAAGCUCGUCACCCGGUCGCAGCAAGCUGCUCGUGCACAAUACAAAGACGUCACAGACCCCGUCGAAGCCUUCCGAUUCGUCAUGGAGCAGAAGCUUCAGUGCUUGCAUUGCAUGAAGGUUCGCUACCGACAAGAUGAAAUGGAGAACCUAUCGGUCGCCGUGCCCAUCAAGCGACUACCACAAACCGACACCGUCAUGGUGAAUGGCGACAAAGAUGAGAAGAAAGAGGAAUUCGAGGCCGUCACCCUCAAAGAAUGCCUGGACAACUUUACCGAGCCCGAAAUCGUGGAGUUGAAAUGCUCCUCGUGCGGAGAGGAGGGCUUCACCAAACAGUCGCUGUUCAAGACUUUCCCAACAAUCUUCGCCAUCAAUGCGAGAAGAUUCGAGCUCGUCAACUGGGUGCCGAUGAAGCAGGACGUACCGGUUAUCGUUGGAGACGAGGUCUUUGACUUCGAGCCUUACCGUAGUCAAGGCAAGCAGCCUGACGAAGAAGAACUGCCGGAAGACAUGGACAUAGCAGCGGGCGGAUCGGCGAGUGCAGGAGGGGCUUUCGUCCCGAACGAAGCAUCACUAGAAAUGCUGAUGGGCAUGGGCUUCCCUCGAGUACGGUGUGAAAAGGCUCUCCAAGCGACCGGUAACGUGGAGCCGGACAUGGCUGCGGCGUGGUUAUUCGAGCACAUGGAUGAUCCAGAUAUCGACGAGCCGAUCCCGAAUGCUGGCGGAGCAGCUGCAGCAGGGGCAACCUCCGCCAGCGGUGUUGCGGACCCGGAGAAAAUCGAGAAUCUCGGUGCCAUGGGCUUCUCAGCUCCACAGGCGAGACAGGCGCUCAAAGAAACGGGAGGCGAUAUGGAGCGCGCAGUGGAUUGGCUCUUCUCGCACCCGGACGCCACGGGUGAUUUUGGCGAGGACGACACCCCUGCUGCUGCUGGCGAAGGUAGUACAGCCGCGUUGCCUGCAGCUGGGGUCGAAGCAGACACGAAGCCCGCGCUCUUCGGCCUGAGCAGCAUCGUCUGCCACAAAGGGGCCUCCAUCCACGCGGGCCACUACGUGGCGUUUGUGAAGAAGGCAUUGCCGGCUAGCGAGGGCGGGGGAGAGGGAUGGGUGUUGUUCAACGAUGAGAAAGUGGCGCUCGGCGGCGAUGUGGAGGAGAUGAAGAAGUUUGCGUACAUCUACUUCUUCCAGCGGGAGGGCGCUUGAUGGUCGGGCUUCACCCCCGGCCUGCUUACUCGUCCUCGAGCUGGAAGCGACAAUGGACAAGUACAUGGUUGAGCACGCAACCACAUUUGCCGCUAUGAAUGGUAGACAUUGAAGUAAUGUGAAGAGGCUGAGAAUACCCGACGCUGGCUUCGGAGAGUGCCAGCAUCAUCCGAUCCUCCGAACGCUUACCACGGCACGCCGACUCGGCGGCGUCAGCAUUGGACGAAGUGCACAGUAUAAGAGAUGUAGACCGCAU
Messenger RNA from Neohortaea acidophila, 2793 nucleotides. RefSeq lists its product as uncharacterized. Gene Ontology annotation, molecular function: zinc ion binding; protein binding; cysteine-type deubiquitinase activity. The transcript has a single exon. The record is from RefSeq and is a predicted model, not a curated record. NCBI's taxonomy places the organism in Eukaryota, Fungi, Ascomycota, Dothideomycetes, Mycosphaerellales, Teratosphaeriaceae. Gene Ontology annotation, biological process: protein deubiquitination. Bases 78 to 2537 code for a protein of 819 amino acids.